AUGUCGUGGGUGACGAGAACUUUCAGGUUUGAAAGGAAUGUUAAUAAAUAUCCUGAAAACUUGAGAAAACAUUUUCAAAAGAAUAAAGAAAUCACUAAUUUACCAUCAUUCAAGAAUUUUUUCCCAACCACUCUACCACGAUCACAACAGAAAACCAAUGUUGAAGCAGGAAUAAUGGAAGGUGAUUUGGCCUAUGUCACAACUGGUCCACAUAAAGGUAAAAUUGCCGAAGUAUUGUCGUACUCUUCAGAAUAUGAUGCAGUGUCCUUGAGUAACAUCUCCUCAAAGAAACUUAUUCCAAAAAUUUUUUGGCCAGAGGGUCAAACAUCACAUGUAUUUGACUUCCCCGAUUUCAUUCCAAGAAACCAAGUGAGAGUAGUUGGUAAAGAUAAAGACGAACACGGGAAUGUAUCCUAUGUUGUCGCUGAAGAUAUUGAGUUGAGGGACAGAUAUUAUGAUGACAGAUUCAAAAAGUUCAUGCCUAGACGAUUUGUUAAGUAUCACGAAAAUAUUGAAUUUCCGUGGCCAGAACCUCAGGCUGUAGAAGAUGGCCCAUUGUCAACACCAGAAAAUGUUGCAAUGGAAAGAACUUUUGAAUUCAACUCAAUAGCCAAGUCAGGAAUCCCCAAAGCCGCAUUAGCACAAUUGCGUAAUCCAUACUCAAAGUACAAAAAGAAGACAUUGAGCGGAUUACAGGUUGCCAAAUUGAAUGGUCCAGAAAUGCCAUUGACUAUUGAACAAAAGAUAUGGAUUGCUAAAAACCAAGAAAACCAGGCUGAAAACAAACCUGAAUACGAACCGUUACUGGAAGAAAUCCAAGAAUUUAUUGGAAAGAAGAUGGCUGACCAUUUGAAUAAAAUCGAAAGUCCUGAAUUACGUUACCAUUUGGAUGUCUUAUCCAAUUCUGUAAGUCGCGAAUUUCAAAAAACAUUAGAUAUAAUCGAGAAAUCUAAAAGUCAAGGGGAUUCAGAGCUUACUAACAGCGCUGGGGAGUCUUCCAAUAAAGGCUCAUUGUAA
Molecule: messenger RNA, 1017 nt
Organism: Candida dubliniensis CD36
Lineage: Eukaryota; Fungi; Ascomycota; Pichiomycetes; Serinales; Debaryomycetaceae
Gene: MRPL40
Product: mitochondrial 54S ribosomal protein YmL40
Exons: 1
Coding region: 1-1017 (338 amino acids)
Source: RefSeq, a predicted model, not a curated record